GUGCGGCCGUCCCGCACGGAGGCGAAGCUGAAGAGCCCGAGGGUGCUCCAGACGCGGCUCGCCAAGAUCUCGGAGGACUUCGGGGGCACGUUCAUAUCGUACGACGGCGAGACGUGGAUCUUCCGCGUGCCGCACUUCGGCGUGCUGGGCCGCGGAUAG
Messenger RNA from Prorocentrum cordatum, 159 nucleotides. NCBI's taxonomy places the organism in Eukaryota, Dinophyceae, Prorocentrales, Prorocentraceae. The record is from the annotation of a GenBank genome assembly.